AUGUCAGCCAUUCCGGCUUUAUCACGACUAAGUCAUAGAGUUGAAAGCAGUGGACCGAACACAAUUAGUCUCGUGACCGGUAUUGUCUUUGUGGGUUGCCCGCAUGGUGUUGAUCCGAGUCAUCGUGAGACACUCAAGAACAAUUGCUCCUACCUGCUUCGACAAUGUCUCCAAGGCAGGUCGAUCCGGAAGUUCCUAGAGAUGAGGAAUUGGGAAGAGAACAUCUUGCACGUCAACAAUAUGUUCACUAGCUGCCAGUUCAGCUUCCCUAUCCUUAGUAUCUACGAAGGUCGGCCUACCAUCAAGAGAUCCUUCAUUCACAACAAACAACAGACUAUCGUCAACUCACAGCUGGCCAGAACGGACGCUACUAUUGAGAAGCUAGUCGGCAUAGAUGCAGAUCAUUUUCAGGCUUGUUAUCUUCUUGAGUGCGGAACUCCGAAUUGGGAAGUCCGGGCAUGGCUCCGUCAAAGGAUCAAGGCAGUCGUUCGGGCUAACGAAACUACUACGGGAUCACAGCUUUCAUCCAAUGUUCUAAUCCAAAGUCCACGGAAUAGUAUUGGAGCGGGGCAGAAACCCUCUGUAUAUGCCCUGCAGCAAGCCUUUGGCGCAACAUCCUUAGAUGACGACGCUACGACCCAGGUAUCACUGCCGACACCGGAUCCGCCGAGCAUGGAGUCAAUUUUCCGUGGGUUUUCUAGGUCGACCGUGGAACUCGCGCUUCCUUGUCAUAUGAUGGAGCAAUUAUCCCUGAAUAGAGACUUCCUCGGCCGCGUAGACAUCAUGGACAAGAUUGAUGCCGCGUUAUUACCAGCCAGCACAAGGAGCAACUCACCGGCAACACAAAGCCAAACACCAACCAUAGCAGCGGUUUUCGGUGUAGCCGGCCUUGGGAAGACUCAGCUUGCAUCGCAAUAUGUAUCCACCCGCAAGCAGAAUUUCGAUGCCAUCUUCUGGAUAUGUGCUGAAAGUGCCGAGAAGCUGGAACUUGGCUUUUGUAAGAUAGCCACUCGAAUUCGCCUUGUCCCGGAGAACGAGCCCAGCAACCCGACAUCAGCCAAAGAACUUAUCCACUCAUGGCUCGCUAAACCAACUUGGACAAUUGGCGGUAAAGAUGAUCACGUCUUGUCCCCCAAAUGGCUCUUGGUAUUCGACAACGCAGAAGACCCUCAAAUUCUGGACGAUUAUAUUGAUGUAGACGGGCCGGGGUCGAUCCUCGUAACGUCGAGAAACCCUCUAGCUUGUGAUCUUCCUGGUAAUGUUGUCCCAAUACCGCUGCCUCCUUUCUCGGAGGAGGAAUCCCUGGAGUUCUUGAAAAAGACUUCCAAAGGCUUGAUCAGGUCCCCCAAAGAUCACAAUACCGGACGCCAGCUACAUCAUCAACUUGAUGGGCUUCCUCUCGCUCUAGCUCAAAUGGCGGGCAUCGCGAAGCAACAGUUUCUUUCAUUCUCUGUCCUUAAGCAGCGAUUGGACGAUCAUACUGAUCGUGGAAAUCUUUUCGAGGUCCAAAUCAACAAGAACUCUCGCGGCAAUCUUUCGUCCUUGUUCACGAUGGAUGGCUUAGGUGCUGAGCCACAACUCCUUGCUGCCAUCAUUUCUUGCUUCCACCCUGAUCACAUUGAAGGGUCCAUCUUCGAUCACCUGUCCUCAGAUGAUAUUUUUGGGGGGCACUCACCAAUGAAACGCAACGACUACUUCAGGGCAAGAGCGACGCUCCUUUAUGCUUCAAUCAUCCGAGAGAACAACGAUUGCACCGCGACACACCUAUCGAUGCAUCGAGUACCUCAACAGGUUAUCAGAGCCAAUUUAUCCAAGAAUCCAGAACAAUUAUCCAAGGUUUUCUCCAUCGCGGUAAAACUUAUCCGCAGCACAUGGCCGAUGUUACCAUUUGAGCAAAGGCAUGCGAGGAGACAGGGGCCUGUGUCACGGGAAUUGCUCAGUGAUCAUGUCAAUUCUUUGCAUUACAUGUACGAAACAGAGAAGUCUCUUCUCAUGCCUCGAGUUGAAUCUUUUGAAGACACCGAGUUUGACCUCGGCACAAUUCUGCAAGAAACAGCCUGGUGGCUAUACGAGCGCGGCAACUUCCUCAAAGCGCGUGAAACAGCUGCAAAGAUACUUCUGUUGUGCGACAAGUACGAGGGUGUGGAGAGAUGGCUCGAUCUAUCUGCUCUUGUGUACGACGUCAUGGGAUGCGUUGCGAAUGGGACUAAUCGCCCUGAAGAAUCGGAGAAGUUUAACUCUAAGCAGCUGAUAAUCCGAAAGGAGAUCUCCGGCAAAACGGGUAAGGAAAACUUCCAACUAGGAUACGCAUUCAAUCAGAUGGGAUGUUCCUUGAUGAUGUUCAAGAAGUUUGAAGAAGGUGGUCAAAUGUUCCGGCAAGCAUUGGACAUCUGGCAUAGGGUGCCAGGGUAUCGGAAAGGUCUAGCUUUGAUGGAAUACGCCAACUUUGGUAUGAGUCUAUGGCUUCAAGGGAGAAUAGGCGAAGCUGCUGAGGUCCUUGAGGAAGGACAAAGAGAAAGCGAAGAAGGCCUUGGGAGAUUGAGCAUGGCCUCAUUCAGGCCAGGCAGAGUACUACACGCACUUGGAAACGUUCGACUCAGCCAAGGCCGCAUGGAAGAAAGCGAGCAAUUCCACAAGGAUGCCCUCAAGACGUAUCAGGGAGCUGUCGGCAGCAAGUAUCAUCGAACGGCCGACAUGUGCUACAAGCUAGCACAACACUCUGUUCGGCGGGGUGAUAGGGUUUCACUUAAUAUUGCCAUGACAUUAGUUGAUCAAGCUCUUGUUACCUAUGAUGCCAACGAAGGCGUACAUGUGCCCGAGAUCGCGCGGGCCACCUUCAUGAAAGCAAAGAUUCUCUACAAGAUGAAUCUUCUUGAUUAUCAAAAUGAGGACACAUCGCAUGAGGAAGACAUAGAGUUACUAGAGAAGGCUCACCUGAUGUAUAGGCAGCUUGUUCCGUCAACGCGGAUACUGCCAGGGGCAUUACGAGAGUCCCAUUUUGAGGAUUUGUUUGCUAGAAUAGAUGGAGUCUUUCUCUACCAGAACAGCGCAAACAUUGCCAAACUCCAGGUUUCCUUCGCCAAGAGACUCAAGUUGAAGCUGUCAAAUCAUUAG
Messenger RNA from Colletotrichum lupini, 3114 nucleotides. RefSeq names its product tetratricopeptide repeat domain-containing protein. Bases 1 to 3114 code for a protein of 1037 amino acids. NCBI's taxonomy places the organism in Eukaryota, Fungi, Ascomycota, Sordariomycetes, Glomerellales, Glomerellaceae. The transcript is spliced from 10 exons. The record is from RefSeq and is a predicted model, not a curated record. Gene Ontology annotation, molecular function: ADP binding; protein binding.